AUGGUCCAACGCCGGAAUCCAUAUGCCCCUCGGGCAGCGGAUUUCCUUUCAAAUAUCUCAAAUUUCAACAUCAUCGAAAGCACACUGAGAGAGGGUGAACAAUUCGCCAACGCUUUUUUCGACACCAAGACUAAAAUCGCCAUUGCCAAGGCGCUCGAUGCGUUCGGUGUGGAGUACAUCGAGCUCACAUCCCCCGUAGCCUCGGAGCAGUCUCGUGCCGACUGCGAAGCCAUUUGCAAGCUCGGCUUGAAGGCGAAGAUCCUCACCCAUAUCCGAUGCCAUAUGGAUGACGCUCGUAUUGCCGUUGAGACAGGCGUCGACGGUGUCGACGUUGUCAUCGGCACGUCCUCAUUCCUGCGUGAAUUCUCACACGGGAAGGACAUGGCGUACAUCACCAAAACCGCCAUUGAAGUCAUCGAGUUCGUGAAGUCUAAGAACAUCGAAGUUCGCUUUUCAUCGGAGGACUCGUUCCGCUCCGACCUUGUUGAUCUCUUGUCAAUCUAUCAAACCGUUGAUAAGAUCGGCGUUAACAGAGUAGGCAUUGCUGACACUGUUGGCUGCGCAAACCCAAGGCAAGUAUAUGACCUAGUGAGGACCCUUCGCGGUGUUGUCGGGUGUGACAUUGAGGUGCAUCUGCACAACGAUACCGGCAUGGCCAUCGCCAAUGCGUACACCGCGCUUGAGGCUGGCGCCACACACAUUGACACUUCUGUUCUUGGUAUCGGUGAGCGCGUCGGCAUCACACCUCUUGGAGGUCUCGUUGCAUGUCUCUACGCUGCAAACCCCGAAUACGUCAAAUCCAAGUACAACCUGCCCAUGCUUCGUGAGAUUGAAAAUUUGGUCGCUGAGGCUGUCGAGGUGAAUGUACCAUUCAUGAACCCUAUCACUGGUUAUUGUGCUUUCACGCACAAGGCCGGUAUUCAUGCGAAGGCUAUCUUGAACAACCCGAGUACAUAUGAGAUCCUCAAGCCGGAGGAUUUCGGUCUGACCCGCUACGUCUCCAUCGGCCAUCGCCUUACUGGAUGGAACGCCGUCAAAUCACGCGUCGAACAACUGGGUCUCACCCUCACCGAUGAAGAGGUGAAGGAUGCUACUGCCAAGAUCAAGGAACUCGCGGACGUCCGUACCCAAUCAAUGGAUGACGUAGAUUCGCUUUUGCGCAUCUACCAUUCUGGUAUUCAGUCUGGCGAGCUUGCUACAGAAGGCCGGAGGCGAUUAACGGACCAAGCAGGAGACCCGUAA
This is a messenger RNA of Laccaria bicolor S238N-H82, 1242 nucleotides long. RefSeq lists its product as uncharacterized. Bases 1 to 1242 code for a protein of 413 amino acids. The record is from RefSeq and is a predicted model, not a curated record. Gene Ontology annotation, molecular function: homocitrate synthase activity. Lineage: Eukaryota; Fungi; Basidiomycota; Agaricomycetes; Agaricales; Hydnangiaceae. The transcript has 10 exons. Gene Ontology annotation, cellular component: mitochondrion.